CAUCACUAACAUACAGGCCCCCAAUCUGCAUAAAAGAAAAAAUGAAAUGUCACUAAACUCUUUAGAAACCAAAGUCCACAAUGACACCCAAUAAUGCAUUCUAUCCCACAAGAAAUCUACCCCCUUUCUACAUUUUUACUUCAAAAAUCCUAACAUUCCUUUUCUACACUUUCAGAAUCCUAGAGACACGGAUUUAAGAAUAUCUUCUUUUUUUCACAUAUAAGACUGCCUAGGAUGGUAAUUGGGAAUUUAAUCUUUUACUUCUCCUAAGUCACAUAACAGUCAAACAGCAUAUUAGAAAAUACUUCGAAAUUGAAGAUCUGUAUCUAUGGCUUGGAAAUUAGUCAUUGGAGAUCAAAUAAAAGAUUGGCUGGAUGUUUCUGCAUAAACUUGCAGGCAGCUAAUGGGUGAAGAACUUUCUGGUUUGAGUGCCAAAGAUCUACAGAACCUGGAAAACCAACUGGAGACAAGUUUGAAAGGUGUCCGGAUGAAAAAGGACCAGAGAUUAAAUGAUGAAAUAAAAGAACUGAACCAGAAGGGAAAUCUCAUACAUCAAGAGAAUAUGGAACUGUAUAAGAAGCUAGACCUCAUAGGUAAAGAGAAUGCGGAACUGCAACAGAAGGUUUAUGGAGCAAGGGGUGUGAAUAAAGAAAACAAAAGUUCCCAACCUCCAUAUACCAUCACUAAUGGAUAUGAUUUGCAAACACCCAUCCAUCUGCAGCUAAGCCAGCCACAGAAUCAAACUCAGCCUCGGUCUCAGAACAAUGAAAUACCAGCAAAAGGAAUCAAAUUAGGGUAUGUCCUAAAAAUGCUAACAAUAUGUAUUCCCCACUAAUGUAUAAUAUAGCAUACUAUAUUGAUUCUUAUGCCCCAAAAAAUGAAAGAAUAAGCAAAGCUUACUAUUUUAUUUAAACUAUUAAAAUAUCUUCAAAUUCUGCAACAGAUUACAACUGCAUUAGCACAAAGUUGUUUCACAGCUGUGGGUGGCUAUCUGUCAUUAUGCAGUCAACUUGCACCACAAUGAAAAGCAAUCUUCUAGGAGUGAGAUG
Messenger RNA from Prunus avium (sweet cherry), 1049 nucleotides. The record is from RefSeq and is a predicted model, not a curated record. NCBI's taxonomy places the organism in Eukaryota, Viridiplantae, Streptophyta, Magnoliopsida, Rosales, Rosaceae.